AUGCAGCCCCUCCACGUCGUUCAACUCAUGCAGCCAUCUGGCUCAAAGCCAACAUUUGGCACGCCACUGCUGGUCGAGGAAGCUUUCUCUGGUACCUGCCAUGGCAAGAGCUUGAGACGAUGUGGUUGGGCGUGCAAGUACUACGCGCCGGACCCGGAGGAGGACUUCGGGGAGGGGUACGAGGGGAAGCAGGUGGUGGUGGAGAACCUGCGGCAGCUGUGCGUGCACUGGGUGGCCAACGAGAGCGGGCGGCCGUGGGCGUGGUGGGACUUCACCAUGGACUAUAAGCUGCGGUGCUCCAUGAAGGAGAAGAAGUACAACAAGGCGUGCGCUAAGGAGGUGGUGGCCUCGCUCGGGCUGUCGCUGGAGAAGGUGCUGGUGUGCAUGGGCGACCCCGACGCCGACGCUGACAAUGCCGUCAUGUCCAAGGAGCAGGAGGACCAGAUCGGGCGCGGGUCGCGCGGGGACGUCACCAUCCUGCCCAUGCUCGUCAUCAACGGCGUCCAGUGCAGAGGGAAGCUGGAGAGGACGGCAGUGCUCAAGGCCGUGUGCGCCGGCUUCAAGGAGGGGACCGAACCGCAAGUCUGCCUGAGCCAUGACAUGGAGACGAACGAAUGCCUGCACCGAAACGGCGGGUGCUGGCGGGACGAGGCGACGAACAUGAUGGUGUGCAGGGACACGUACCGGGGCAGGGUGUGCGAGUGCCCCAUGGUGAACGGCGUCCGCUACGACGGUGACGGGUACACCCACUGCAAAGGUCGACUGCACCGCCACACGAAGUUCAUAGGCCAUAGCUGCGGACGGACGAAAUUCCAACUGUACUGUAACCCCUCAAGAUCCAUAGUGGCCAAAGAUGGCGCUCCACAGUUGUUCGAUGUAAUGCCUAAGGAGCAAACAAUGUCUCUCACUUUUUUCGAAAGACCUACCUAUCAUCUUGCCGCUGCUGCGUUAGAGUGGCUCCAUCUGCAGAUGGGGGAUAUCUCGACCUGCAGCUGGGAGAAGUCUCGACCUGCACCUGGUCGCGCGUGCCACUGCCACUUAGGUCCACCACCUACAGCUGGCGCCGCAGUGCCUCGACCGUUCAACUAUGCCACAUCAGCAGUUCAAUAUAUAUUGGAGAAGAAGAAAAAACAACAUUAG
Molecule: messenger RNA, 1140 nt
Organism: Triticum turgidum subsp. durum (durum wheat)
Lineage: Eukaryota; Viridiplantae; Streptophyta; Magnoliopsida; Poales; Poaceae
Source: the annotation of a GenBank genome assembly